Messenger RNA from Anoplopoma fimbria (sablefish), 1071 nucleotides. It is a transcript of the gene ap4s1, whose product is annotated as adaptor related protein complex 4 subunit sigma 1. Gene Ontology annotation, biological process: vesicle-mediated transport; protein transport. The transcript has 6 exons. Gene Ontology annotation, cellular component: intracellular membrane-bounded organelle. NCBI's taxonomy places the organism in Eukaryota, Metazoa, Chordata, Actinopteri, Perciformes, Anoplopomatidae. The coding region runs from base 112 to 546 and encodes 144 amino acids. The record is from RefSeq and is a predicted model, not a curated record.
UGCGUCAGGAAUGCUAACAGCUCCAGCUAGCUUCCCAGCGCCGCUAACGGGGAGAGCGUAGCUGCAGCGCUAAGCUACAAGCUAACGGCUGCCGUGUCUGUCUGUCUCAGGAUGAUAAAGUUCAUGCUGAUGGUGAACCGGCAGGGUCAGACCAGACUGUCCCGGUAUUACCACCCGGUGGAGCUCAGCAGGAGAGCGCUGCUGGAGGCCGACGUGGUCCGCUGCUGCCUGAGCCGCAAGAAAGACCAGUGCUCGUUCGUGGAGUACAAAGACUUUAAACUGGUUUACCGUCAGUACGCCGCUCUGUACAUCGUGGUCGGCGUCACGGACAACGAGAACGAGCUUUCCGUCUACGAGCUGGUUCACAACUUUGUGGAGGUUUUGGACAAAUACUUCAGCCGGGUGAGUGAACUGGACAUCAUGUUCAACUUGGACCGAGUCCACAUAAUCCUGGACGAGAUGAUCCAGAACGGACACGUGGUGGAGACCAACAAGAGCCGCGUCCUGGCGCCGCUCACCGCCCUCGACAAGAUGGCCGACGGUUGAGGCUCUACAGGAAGUGAUGUCACAGACUGACAUCAUCCGGUGGAGAUUUAAGGACUCGACUGUAAACUGACGGGAUUCGAACCGACAACCUUGAGACUCUUAAAGGUGUUGACGUUGUUCCGAUGCCAAUCGAUCAACAAUCAAUACGGACAGAUCAAAGGAGCAGAUAUCCAGAUGUGUUAUCCCCGUUGUUCUCUUCAUUCUAUUUGAAUCAUUAUUGGAGAAUAAAACAUUUUUUUAUUAUAAAAUAAAACUUUAUUUAACCCUUUUGAUGGUCAAAAGUGACCAAAGCAAAUCUUUGUUUUAUAUAUUUACUUUGUUUUUUAUUAGUUAAUAUGUAAUGGAUUCCUAAACUCAGUAGUUUAAACAUCAAACUCGUUUUUAUUUAUUUUGGCAUUAAAAAUUAUAUUUUUGUAUCUCUGCAUGAGUCUCGAUGGAGAACCCCGUUCACAAAUAAAUUUAUUUAAAGCAUUAAUUGUUUUUGUGUUGUCUAAAAGGAUACAUUUGAAACAAGUAUGAUUAUUU